CCCCCAACUAUAAAUACCCCGAGUAUGCCCCAACUAUAAACACCCCGAAUAUGUAUAAAAGAGAUAUCAGUUUUUUCCAUCUCUGACCAAUUUUCUAGGAACCCUAAAUUUGGAGAAAAACAUCAGCGUAAGGAUUAUAAUCUGUUAUUAAUACAGAGAAUUUUAUAAAGGAUCGAUCAUGGCGGAUUUGAUAGUGAAUCUCCCUAAUCAUCCCUUUGGAGUUGCCCCGACUCUUCCGAACGUAGAUCUUUCUAAACACCCCUCUGGAAUUGUUCCAACCCCUCAGAACGUGGUGUCGACUGUAAAUCUGGGUUGCAAAUUGGACCUGAAAUCUAUAGCAUCACAAGCUAGGGAUGCAAAAUAUGCUCCGGAGCGUUUCUGUGCGCUGAGCAUGAAGAUUGCCGACCCAAAAACCACAGCCCUAAUCUUCGCUUCCGGGAAGAUGGUUUGUACGGGAGCCAAGAGCGAGCAUCAGUCGAAAGCGGCGGCGGAGAAGUUCGUUAGAAUUAUUCAGGAGCUUGGAUUCCCGGAAGCCCAGUUCAGUGAUUUCAAGAUUCAGAACAUUGUCUGUUCUUGCGACGUCAAAUUCCCCAUUAGGCUAGAUGGACUUGCUAACUCGGAAGCUGGAUCCUCGACGUAUGAACCUGAACGGUUUCCUGGAUUGACAUAUCGUAUGAAACAACCCAAAGUUGUAGUGCGGAUUUUCCAAUCAGGCAAAUUGGUCAUCACUGGAGCAAAGACUAGGGAUGAAAUAUAUGCUGCGUUUGAGAAAAUCUACCCUAUUCUGACUCAGUUCAAAUGGAAGAAUCAGCCAUGACCGAAAAAGUGGAGUUUCCAGCCGAAGAAGAAUCUGCAAUGAUGGGAAACAGGAGUUUGGCGGGAAGAAGCAAAUAUUAAGCGUAAAUUCUUCAAGGAUAAGCUCAAUUUGUGACAUUGCCUUAUCUUUUUUAUUUUCUCUGUUAUUAUGGUUUGAUUUUUAAGAAACCAAAUCCAACUCUUCCAAACAUUUGUCUAUCUCAAUCGAAGCCAUUAAUUGUCUGUACA
This is a messenger RNA of Oldenlandia corymbosa var. corymbosa, 1044 nucleotides long. The record is from the annotation of a GenBank genome assembly. Lineage: Eukaryota; Viridiplantae; Streptophyta; Magnoliopsida; Gentianales; Rubiaceae.